Messenger RNA from Pocillopora meandrina, 4893 nucleotides. The record is from the annotation of a GenBank genome assembly. Lineage: Eukaryota; Metazoa; Cnidaria; Anthozoa; Scleractinia; Pocilloporidae.
UCGAUAGUCUUUUAUGAUGAUGAGCUCUUUGGUUAGUCAAGAUUAUGAUGCAGAAUCAGGAAGCCAUCAUUCCGCCCCCGGUACUAGUUAUCCCUCAUCAGGUUUGGCUACUUCAGCAACGCAUCGCAGAUUUUCCCCAGCUCGCCGGCUUUUUUGUCUUCUUGCACUCUUCGAUUUCUUGGCCACUUUGUUUAUUUGGAUUUUGUACGCGCAUGUAAGUAAUCCCUUUUUUUUUGUUUUGUUUUUUUUGUUAAAGGUAUGUUAGCUAAUAGGUCGCAAUAAGCGUAAUGUCUAAAGCGGAAAUAAUUAAUAUUCUAUGAAGGACAGUGCCUGUUAUCACUUAAAUCUCAGUUAUUUCCAUGGCUUUAUAUUUCACUUGAGCUCAAUCAAACGUUUUCGUUCGGGAUCCUCGGAUAAUUCACGCAAGAGUUAGAGAUCACAUGAUCACGUAUAAUUUCCUUUUGAUACCAGUACUAUUUUCUACCAUUAGUGUUGCAUAGACAUACACUGUAAUCGAUAAGAAAAGAAAAAAGUUAUUCAUCCAUAAAAGUUUUUGAAAAUCAAAUCCACACAAUUUUUGCAGAAACUGCCAAAGAAAAUACAAGCUCUUGAAAAUUUACACUUAGGACUUUUUUAAAUUUUUGUUCUUGAAGACUGAUGAAUAUAAUGAAGGCCUAUAACAUACAUUUGCUAGCUACUUUGUAAAUUUUGAUCAAAGACAUAAAUUUAAGUAUGUUUUGAAUUGAUCAUAAGUCUGGGAUUUAAUCCUUUAACUCUCAUGAGUGACCAAGACAGAAUUUCUCCUUACAAUACAGUCAAUACAUAUCAAGCCAACAACUGAAAGGGUUAGAUUACUGGAAAGUUAGAUAACUAGUAUUGAUUACUAGACCAUUGAUAGAAAAGAAACAAUUUAAAAGUGUGUCUUGGUACUUUAAAGAUAGCAGAUUUCAACUGUAAAGAUUUGGUGUGCUUAUUAGCUCAGUGAGAUUUGUGACAAUGCUUCCUUCUUCAAGGCUUAGAAAUGAGUGCAAUGUUUUAAAACUUUGUAUGAAUCAAUUUUCAGGGUUUAAGUGGUGAGUUUAAGGAAGUUAUCAAAUCUGAUGUUCAGAAGUACAAUAAAAAAUCUUUGUGUGAUUUAGUGGUAAGUGUUUAACUCUGAUGGGAUUUUUUUCUUGUUAGAUGUAAUCCUCAUCACAGAUAAUCUGACACAAUGAUAACCAAACAGUGCUAUUGUCCAGCCAUAUUUACUGAGCAAGAAGUGGUGACUAAAGAUUUUUUUAUACAGCCAAAAUUAAGCUAGUGCUCAACAAUUUUACUCCUGUAACUGAAAAAUUAGUGCGAAACCUCUCCUUGGUUUUCUCGGGUCAUUACCAUUAACAUCCCCAAUGUAGCUCUAGUCUUUUACAUGUAGUUUUGGGUUUUUAAAUAUGAAUUUUCAAAUUUAUCAGAAAUUCAAUUUGGGCAUUAAGUUUCAAGAAUAAAAAUGUUUUAGUUUGCUAACUCAUGAUGUGACUUGCAUGUUUAGAUGUUGGCAUUGUGGCGGAUGACUGUUCUUCUUCUUGCUUAUGCCCUAUAUGUUAGCCGAAAGUGGUAUGCUGUAGGGGUGAGUAUAAAAGAUUUGUACACACACCUAGCCUGUAGAGCAGGCAUAAUUGUCACUAGCAAGUGGUAUAUUCUUGUUGUAAAACAUAGCUGCCAUCUUUGAUUUUUAAAGCAUGGGAAGGCUAGGCAGAGAAAGAAAUUUGUGCCAAGGGUGUGCAUGAUGGUCGUAAGAAAUGAGAGGGGAGCAGAGGUGGGGUUUUCUCUGCCUUCUUCUCCCUUUUUCCACUCUAACUCUUAAUCAACCUGGCCUCUUGGCCAUCAGAUAAAUUUUUGCGAACUUUUACUUUAACUUGCUCUAAUAACACCCUUGCACUGCAAGCUAACACAUAUCUUGAUAGCAUUAUCUACAGGUGCAUUGUUAACGUAACAUAGUGAUUAUAAUACAGCACAGAAACUCCACUGAAAAUAAUAUUUAGUAAAUAGUUGAGUUGAAUUGAAUGAAUUCUUUGCAGAAAAUAUUUGACAGCAACACUUUGAUUAAAAAAAAAUUUAAAUGUUAGCUCAUAUAUGCAGUGUGCACGACAAAAUGCUUAUGAAUUAGUCAGCCCACCGUCAAGAGAAACUGACCAAUAAGUUUCCACAAGUUAGACUCAUCGUGUCAGACUGAUAAACAACUCCUUGCUUAACUCUGGUGAUGACUUGUGUUCAGGUUGUCAAAAUUUUAGUAACUGCCAGUGCUAGGAGUCCUUUUUAGGUGUAUGCUUGCCCUGUAGGAGUAAAAAAAUCAAUCAAUUGUUGCUUUAACAGUGCCCAAAUAAUUUAUUGUUUUAAAUUGUGAUUCAUUUCCAGAUCCUGUAGGAACAUUGAGAUAAAUUUUUUUUUCUCUGUAUGAUUUUCUUUAAUUUAUAGUUGACAACUGGCAGCUCAACUGUUUUUCUUCUAGUCAAAGUCAUAUUAAUGGAAUUCACGGUAAAUUAACUUUAUGAACUGGAUAAUGUCAAACACUUAAGGUGUAUCUUAGAAAUGUGUUUAUGAGGCUCAAUAGCAGCAAAGUAAUGAAAAACAUAAGAACAGACUUCUAUUUGCACAAGGUAAAAAGUACUUGUACUAGUUAGGUAGCAAAACUUUUGGAAAACAAUUGAAAAUUGCUACAAGUGGUGCAGUUAACAUUUCCAAUUUUGUACAAGGAUUUAUGACUUGCGUGUUUUUGUGGUACUUUUGAAAAGUGUUUUCUUUGACUGACUCUUUUAUCAAAGGGGACAGUCAUAUUUGAGAGCUCUUUUUUGGUGCAAGGUAAACCAGGGUUGAAGGGGUGCAUGGAAAAAAGGCCCAAGUGACUUAUUAUCAGCUACCAUUGUCUCAUUUCAAAUUGACUCUUCUUCCCUUUUGAAACAGAGGGAGAAUUAAGUGUUGCAUCAGUUGUUACUCAACUGCUUCCCUUAUUUUGAUACUUACCAAUCCCUUCUUUUUGUUGGCUACCAAAAACAUAAUGGAUCAUUACUAGUUACACAACAACUUUUUUUCUUCCUUGUUGGGAUCAUGCUUACAAUUUGCAAUAUGUACUUAUUCCUGUCAUAAAAACUAAGUUGCUAUAAAGAAAUAAAAAAUCCUUAUGCUCACAAUUCACAGCUAAGAAUCAAGCCUUGUAUUGCUCAAGUUUAAGUAAUAAUUUGUUCAACUAAUGUUACGAUUGACCCUUGUUUAAGUUAUGUCAACUUUUUCACUCCAAAGAUCUCAUCAGUAACUCUUCUUACUUUCUGCCAUGGAAUUCUUACAAUGUUACUUCAGAGAAUUUAGUAUUGGAUCAACCAAUACAUGUAAUCCCUUAAUUGAUAUUUUUCUUUAUUCUCAUCACUUGUCUACUUGAUAUUGUUUUCAUUUUUGUAAGGAGAAGUUCUGUGUUGGUCACUAUGGGAAUUUGAGAGAUAUGGCCAUUAUCCCAUGUAUUGAUAUGUUCAACUUCAGGUCACGGUUUAUAUGAACUUGACACUUGGAGCAAACUUAUGAAAAUUGCCCUUCUCAAAAUGUUCCUUCCUAAAUCCUCUUCUAUAAUGUCUUGCAAACCUGAUUAAAGAUUGAUUCAUGAACAUCCAAUCUAAAUUUAACUGAAAAAUUGAAGGGGAAUUGACACAGUCCUAUCAUCUAAUUACGUUUUUUUUUGGUUUGUUCCCUGUGCAGUGUCCAAAAGAUGGAACCAGCGCAUAUUUGUACUAUGUCCCAGUCUUGUCGUCGCUUAUUUUAUCGUGGGUAGAAGUUUGGGUUUUUGAUUUUAAGGUAUGUUACACAAAUGACUAUUUAUUAAGAAAAUAUUCUCUUGAAUGUCGAAAGGAAUCCGAAAUUUUUUGGUUUUGCAUCAAUUCGGUCUGUGAUUGGUCUAGAAAGUCUGCACCUUCCUCUUAACCAAUCAGACGCUAAAGAAAACCAAAGGUGACUUGGUAGCCCGCGUUUUCCCGCGUUUUUGGUAGUUUGCCUGUUUUACUUUGAGUGCUCUUUUAUUUGGCUAAUGAUGAUAUAAAACGUAUUUAUUAUUGUGCAGUGGGUGACACUGUAGCCAUACGGUUAGCGCGUGCGCUAAAAUCAGGAAAAUUAUCAGAGAAGCACGACGAAAUUCUGUGGGGUAAUCUUAGGAUGAACUGGCAUCUUCUCCAAGUAGAGGAAGUAGUAAUACUCCGAGUCACUUCAUGCCACAGAAAUCGCGAUAAGUUCCGGCUGGAUGAGUCACGUGGCUCGAUUGCAGACUUGACAUUUUCGCUAAAAGUCACCAGCUACGAUGAAAUGUAUAACAGGCUGAAUUACACACGCGUUUUGAUUGGUCUUUACUCGUGAUCUAUUGGAGGAAAGACGCAUAGAUGACGUCACCAGUAACAAAAUUUUUCUUCUUGAUUGUGUGAAACAAAUGAGCUCCAUGUUGCCGUGCGUCUUUCCAGAAAUAGAUUACAGACGUCAAAAUGUGGUAACACUCGUCUGCGCCUCGUGGGCCACUUUUUUGUUCUCACAAAAUCUUGAGGUCAUCUGUGAUCCACAACUGUACAGGCGCACGGCAUGGAAUCUAUUUGUUAACCCUUUACACCCUAACAUCAGUAUGCAUAUUCUCCAUACUGUUCUCAAUACAUUUCCUAAGGUGCUGAUAAGGAGAAUUUGUUUAACAAUCUAGAGCUUCUAUCGUUGGUGAUCAUUUCCUUUUUUCUUGUGACCUUUCUGUGUGAUUUGGGGUUGAUAUUGUAAGGAGAAAUUAGAUGCUAGUCACUCUCGGGGUUUAAUGGUUAAUCUGUCCUCACAGCCACGUUCUUAAAAUCUAGUCAAACGUUUUGUUGCAGUUCAGUUUUUCUCUUUUCAAGCUUGUUCACUCCA